GGAAUGGCUCAGCGCGUGCAAUCCUCCCUUGUUCUCGGCCCGGAUCUCCGCCGUACUCUGCUGGGCACAGUGGUUCUGACGAUCUUCUUCUCUAUCUACAAGCCUGACGAGUCGCCAGACAUCUCCUUCAACAGCGCCUUAAUCGGGGACAGGUUCUUUGCCACCGAGGAAUUUGAUGUGUCGUGCUUGGAUGAGACGGACGCGGAUAAGAAAAUUCAGGGAUUCAACGAUACAACUGUAUCUCUGCUGUGCACGAUUCCGCCUAAGGAGGAGGGUCCUCGAUCGUUCGAACUCUUCAACACAGAAACAGGUGCGCAGCUGGAUCUGAUUCUGAAAGAACAGCUGGGGCAGCUGGUCGACGGAAGAGAAGGUACGUGGCAGUAGGUAUGUCAGCCGGAAAGCGCUAAUUCUUGCUUGUUCUGUCGCUGAUGUGUGCGUCGAUCAGCAUUAGCGAACUGCCGCGGAUUCGAGCUGCAAAACGUUCCCAUCGGCUUCGACGCUGGUGCGACCUUUCAAAACAUUAUCAAGGAUUCCAGGUCGAUUGGCAAGUAUCUGGGCGUUGCCGCUAAAGAUGGAACUCUCGGAGAUGACACUUGUGUUGGUGUCAGAGUGAAAUGGAAUCAUAGUUGCAAGGGCAUAGAGAGGGGACAGAACGGCUUAAUUGUCUCCGUCCAAGUGGUGCAAUUUUUGAUGGUUAUGGCGAUGUGGGAGCUACGUGUCAAGACAAGUACAGGAAUUUCACGGCUCCUCGGGCUGACCGGUAUGGGAUCGGGACUGUUACCUUGAAUGAAACGUGCUUCAUCGGAUUUGAAUGCUGUAAGAAAGUCAUGAGAAUGAAGUCUCGCACUUUCUCGACUGUCUUGUUUCGUCAUCCUUUCACUCUUUGACUGUUUUAGUUGAGGCGUGCCCCCCAGCCAUCCUCAAUGCGUCGUCUACCGCCCAGCCAUCCACCUAUCGAAUUAGCGACCACAAGGACAUCGAUCAUUGUAUCACAAUGUCGGAGGCCAAUACUACAAUCGACAUGUUCGAUAGCACAAAGGCUUCCUUCAGCUGCGAAGGCGAUUGGGCUGAUUUACAGGUGCGGAUCCGAUAUGACGUCGACGAGCUGGACGGACGGGUUGUAGAAAAAAACUCUACGACGGGGAAAGUAGGGCCUGUGGACUACGUUAAUGUCGACUUUAAGGGUACUGUGGAGCAGGUGUCUCCGCUGAAUUGCAGUGGGACGUUUAUCUUUGUCAAAGGUCCGUGUGGGGAGGAAGUCACCUGGACACUCACAUGCACACACACGCACAUACGGGCACACACCGUAGAUCGUUUUGGUAUCCUGUUUGUUUCACAGGCACUCUCGUCGGCAGCCUAUUCUUUGAUGCGAGCGGGCCAGACGGGAAAUACGUUCCCGUCAUCGAGAGACCAGACUUUCGAUUCGUGCCUGAGCUGUUCCUCACGAGUAGUGCGCCUUUGGGGAAUAUGGACUUUACAAUCCUCUCUGUCCCUGGGAAUGCCACAGAUGACGAGUGCUUUCGUGACACACAGAAAUUCAGCUACAGGAAGAGAGGCCGGGCUGUAAACGAUGGAAACGUGAUUUCCCGGCUCGUUGCAGUCCCCACCUUGGAGGUUGAGGGAUCGGAAGAUUUGAAUGGGACCCCGGAGGUCUAUGCUUUCGUCCCGAUCUAUGAAACGCUGGACCGGGACAAGGAAGAGAGAGGGCUGCCCAGACUCUUCCAAUCAUCCAUUACUGGGCCUUUGCUCGAAGUGUGCCAAAUCAAGGAAAAAAGCGAAGGCAAAGGUGCGAUCGAAGGAAGGGACAGGAGAUAUAUGUUUCUCCCUGCUUCGUCUCCCCACCCAGAUUCGACUGCCGUGCAGAUUCAGUGCCUCGCUCAUGAGCCCAUCGAGCUGGUUGCGAAUGGUGCGGUCGUCGACGCUGACGAAGCCUUCCUGAAGUGAGAGUAUAAUCCAUGCAGCGGCAAGACAGACGAGGAGCCUAUGUAUGUGUGUGUCUCUUUCCUGCCAGGACUAUCGCCCGAGUGCAGACAAAAAACGGCCCCGAUUCCGGCCUGAAGCUCCAAUCGCAGUUCGUCAACAUCAAUUGUUCAUGUCAAGACAUCGAGCGUUUCGAGAACGAGACCGCUUUUUUCAUUGAUCCGCAGAACAGCGAGGCGCUCAUCGUGCGGACCAUUCCUCUUUCUGUCGACGUAGAUGGGGACAAAGUGGAGGAAGCGCAUUAGACAAUGUGCGCCUUCAUCCGCUGGGGUUGAUACACACUGGCGGCUGCGCGUUGACCCAUUUUCGCAUUUUCUGUGAUCGCAUCCGAUUCGUUGCGAUUCGUAAUCGGCAGCACACACGCCUGUGUGACGUGCCUCA
Vitrella brassicaformis is the source of this 2361-nucleotide messenger RNA. The record is from the annotation of a GenBank genome assembly. Lineage: Eukaryota; Vitrellaceae.